AUGGACCAGCGCAACGCCCCGAUGCCGAAUUUCCCUGUUCCUCUCACGGAAGGGGAUGAUGUCUUGUAUGCGCUUCAAAAACGUCAACAGAACUGGGGCUUCCCACGGGAAGCCGACGCCCCUCCAACCUUUCCACAACAUCUAGAGCAGCCGCCUCGCUAUUCGGUUGCUCUCCAGCCAUACUCUCUCUCAACUGUGCAUCCUCCUAUCCACGCUCAUCUCGUAGCGGAACCAUCAACCCCACCUCGACGUCAAUCGGUAGCACAGUUGCCCUCGAGGCGGUCGUCGCUAGCUCAAGGAAGAAGAGAUUCAACGAAAAGCACUGGGUCGAAUUACACGUUGGCCUGUCUUAACUGCCGCUCAAAGAAGAUAAAAUGCCUGCUUGAAGAAGGAGGAUGCAAAAAAUGCAAAAAGCUAGGGAUACCGUGCCCAGGUCCAGAGGUAGACGAACGGAAACGCCCGUCGUCCAAACGACACAUCCGUGAAUUACACCAGCGCAUCCAUGACCUGGAACUUGCAUUGAAGCAGAGCGAGGCACUCCGCAAAGCCCAGUCGCAAAACUUUCAUACUAUCCGCGGCAUUGCUCAGUGUUCACCACCAGAGUCACCGGUAUCACUACUAAGGCAGAAGGUGCCGGAUAAUAUAAUCGCUCGUCUUUGUGACGGGCGGUAUCAACUGAACUAUGACUCUGAAGGCCAACUUCGAUAUUUUGGUCCAACUUCAAGCCUACAUUUGACUGAUACCGUGGCCUCAUCUAUCGUGCGAACAUGGGGAGAAUUCUCAACCAGUCCCAAGGUAGAUGUCUGCGAAAUAGACCCUGAAACCCAAGACUACUUGCUCAACCUGUACUGGAAAUUCCAACACACUGAGCUUCAAAUCCUACACAAGGAAGCUUUCUUGAGGGAUAUGGCAACUGGCCAAACCAAGUUUUAUAGCAAAGCACUCCUCUACUGCAUCAUGGCGUGUGCUGCGCGCAUUUCUCACCGGCCAGAAAUCCGUGCUAUGGUGUUGUCGCCUGGCCUCUCGCCAACGGAGGAGCUACCCCCUUUGUUUGCCGCCGCUUCCAAGCUUGUCGACGAAGAGUUGAAACGCCCACAUGUCACUACUGUACAGUCACUACUAUUGCUAUCAGUGAUUUACUGCGCAUUCUCGCAAGAUACCAAGGGCUGGGUUUUGACAGGGACUGCAUGUCGGUUGGCACUGGAUUUAGGUCUGCAUCGUGACUGCUCUUCCUUGUCUGAUAGGAUGACUCCCAUGGACAUGGAAGCCCGCAAUAUUGCAUUCUGGGGCUGUGUCGUAUUUGACAGACUAUGGUCGCUAUAUCUUGGCCGCCAGUACUGUUUGAGACUUGAUGGAGAGGUGACAGCACCUCGGCCCGGCGCAGCAGUAAAUGGAAUGACGCCAAGCUGGGAAGCUCGGUUGGCUGAUGCCUGGAGUGGUCUACUCGAAAUAGUAGGCUUCAUUUGCGAAUCUCUAAAUCAAAACAAAUGCACCAUGAGCCGAGUAAACGAGCUCGGUGACCGUCUUAAGGGCUGGUAUGACGGACUUCACGUCUCGCUUCAAUACCAGAGGGAUUCACCCCCGUCUGUUUCUGUUUUACAUAUGCAAUAUUGUGCGGCGGUAAUAUUAUUGUAUCGCCCACUUGCAAAUUUCGGCAUAGAAGACUCAGAGAGAAGCGGCUACUCGUCUCAGUUCCGCCUCAUCUGUGUCAAACAUGCCAUCGAUGCCACUCGGUACAUGGAGGACUACCGAGUCAAUUACGGCAACGCAACAACUCUGAGUGGCAUAAGUUUGCAUGUCAUAUCAACAGUCUCAACGACGCUUAUUGCCGACAUAACAGAACGACGAAACGCAGACGUUAGCCAGGAGUUCCAAUGUCUAAUAGUCUGUGUUCGCACGUUACUCGAGCUAGAACAGACCUAUAUCGUGGCCCAGCAAGUACGCAAGGUACUCGAAGUGGUGAUUCGGGUAUGUAACCUUGAAAAUCACCAGUUACAGCUUGCGUCCUUACUACCAGAGGACUUCCCGAUCGGGGCAUCAUUUGAUACUACACCGUCUGCUGGCCAGACCGAAAGAUCUCUUGACGAUGACUCCCAAACCGAACGGGAACUCGACACCAAUGUUCUCAUACAACGGUUCCGUGGGGCCCCUCCGGAGCCUCCCAUUUCCGCCGAACCUUUACAGAUGCCGGAGCCACCUUAUCUGGGCAUCACAUAUAACCCCUUUCCACUUCUCGACGGGAUACAGAUACAUCCUCACCCUUCCACGAUGUCAGGUGACAUACAUGUUACGUAUCCUUGCACUCAGUAA
Messenger RNA from Arthroderma uncinatum, 2310 nucleotides. Its product is annotated as putative Fungal specific transcription factor. The record is from RefSeq and is a predicted model, not a curated record. Gene Ontology annotation, molecular function: zinc ion binding; DNA-binding transcription factor activity, RNA polymerase II-specific; DNA binding. The transcript is spliced from 5 exons. Gene Ontology annotation, biological process: DNA-templated transcription; regulation of DNA-templated transcription. Bases 1 to 2310 code for a protein of 769 amino acids. Lineage: Eukaryota; Fungi; Ascomycota; Eurotiomycetes; Onygenales; Arthrodermataceae.